Molecule: messenger RNA, 2029 nt
Organism: Habropoda laboriosa
Lineage: Eukaryota; Metazoa; Arthropoda; Insecta; Hymenoptera; Apidae
Gene: Reps
Product: ralBP1-associated Eps domain-containing protein 2
Exons: 5
Coding region: 125-2029 (634 amino acids)
Biological process (GO): endosomal transport; endocytosis
Cellular component (GO): cytoplasm; plasma membrane
Molecular function (GO): protein binding; calcium ion binding
Source: RefSeq, a predicted model, not a curated record
GAGAGAGAGAGAGAGAACGAGGAGAGAGAGAGAGAAAGAGAGAAAGAACAGAAAGAGAACGGACCCAGUUUAUACGUAACGAGUGUAGAAGCGGUUCAUUGCUCCGCUCUAACUUGUCGUCAAGAUGGAUUGGGAAUCGAUCACGAUGGCGAGUCUUCACUUGACGAUGACCGAACAUCGAUACUACAAAAGCAUUUUUAAGUAUUACUGUAAAAUAAGUGACAGCGACAGUGUACCGGUGAUCCAAGUUGCCGAACUACUACGCUCGGCAAAUUUACCAGGAUUUGUCACGAUGAAGAUAUUGGAUAUCUGUUUUGGAACUGAAGCAGCACACAUUGGUACACAUCUUGGAGAAAAACAAUUUUAUGCAUUAUUAAAGCUUGUAGGAGCUCAUCAAGCAGGACUUAACAUUCAUAAAGACAUAAUUACUAUGCCUUUGGAUGUUAUUACUUUACCAAGAUUUAGUGGGACAGUAUGUGGAGAUGAAGAUGGUAGAAGAAGUUCAGAUUCCAAUAGGUUUAUGAAAGGUCAUUUCCAUGCUCCAGAAAGUACUACAGAAAGUGAAAGUGAAGCAGAAUCUCCAAGGGAAGCUGGUGGUAGUACAGAUUCACCAACACCGACAAAUAGUGUAAUACAGGAAAGAAACAACGAUAUAGAUGAGGAAGCAAUAUUAGACUCGGUAUUUGGAGGUUGGCAUGGAUCAUUAGUAUCUGAAGAACGAAGGCAAUUGUUAGGAACUGAAGAAGAAAGUUCAGAACGUCAUAGCAGUGAUGAAGGUGAAGGAGAUGGUGACAGCUCAGGAUUUCCACCUGAAGAAGUUUGGAUAAUUAGUGAUGAACAACGCGAAUAUUAUGCUGCCCAAUUUGCGCAAUUACAACUUGAUCCUGAAGGACUUUUGCAUGGUCCUAUAGCAAGGACAUUUUUUGAAAAGUCUGCACUCCCUUUAAGAGAACUGAGUCGUAUUUGGCAACUAGCAGAUAUAACCAGAGAUGGAGCAUUAAGUUUACAAGAAUUUUUUGUGGCUAUGCAUCUUGUUGUUUUACGAAGAAAUCAUGUGCCUCUACCUGAUGUCUUACCUCCACCCUUAUUAAUCCCUCUGCUUAAGCAAAAAACUGGUCCACCACCUGUUCCACCUAGUACAACUGUUCAAAAAACUUCACCUAAUACCACUGGUACUCGUGAAAGAAACAAAGAGUGGACAAAAUUUGUUGAUUCACCAACUGGAACUAGCAGUUCUCUGACUAGCCCAGGUCUACAAUUAGUGAAUUUUGAUUUUCAAAAAUCUGCAGUUGAAAAAGACCCUAAAAUUCUGCAUCCUGUACCAUUACGUUUAACACCUGAAGCAGCAAUCCUCGCUUCUGGAGCUAAUGGUAAUAAUAGUAGCUGUACUACAUUAGGAGAUGAUGAUCUCCAACGCACUGCAAGUGCAUUGGUGCAACGACCUCUCAUAAAAAAACCACCUCCACCUGUUGAAGAAGCUAUUAUUGUAACUCCAAAGAAGGAACCACCACCUCCACCACCACCCAGACCAUAUAGAACACAUGCAAGAAGUUCUAGUCUUGAUCUUAAUAAAUUAGGUAUAUGUUGCUACCAAUACUCUGCGAUACUUUUCAUCUUACCACCAAGAAUCUCUCCUGGAAUUACUUCACCUCGAAAAUUGGUUGGUCAAAAAAGUGAGGGAGAGGGACAAAAAACCUUAAAUGAAAAUCAAGGUUUUGUUGCUGAUUUUUCUCACUUUUCUCCAAAGAGUGAACUACCUGAAAAUCCACCGUUGGAAACUCCACAACCACAGCAGUUUACUGGUGUCUGUGGUGCAUUUCAUAUUUACAGAAAACCCAGUCCAAAGCGUGAAGGAGGAGAUGAAGAUACUCCUAAGGAUGAACUAGAAGAAUCAAAGAAACUAACUUUACACGAAUUACGAGAAAAAAACGCCGAACUGCGAUUAGUUUGUGAAGAAUUAACAAGAGAAUUAGCUAGCGCACUGCAGGAACGUAUAAAUCUUCGUGCAAAACUCUUACUUUUAACAUGA